Messenger RNA from Diorhabda sublineata, 4249 nucleotides. It is a transcript of the gene lgs, whose product is annotated as protein BCL9 homolog. Lineage: Eukaryota; Metazoa; Arthropoda; Insecta; Coleoptera; Chrysomelidae. The transcript has 4 exons. Bases 424 to 3876 code for a protein of 1150 amino acids. The record is from RefSeq and is a predicted model, not a curated record.
AGUUGGUAGCAGCGUGUAUGGACAGUUUGGCAUUUUGUGAUGUGAGGAUUUUUGUUGAAAGUUUUUUUAAUGGAAUAAUACACAAAUCCUUAAAAGCAAUUGAUGUCGUUUAGAAGCUUUUAUAAUAAUAACUUCAAAUACAAAGAAACAGAUUACUAUGCAAUGUCUUGGAGACCCAGAAUAGCCUGUAUGCGUCCCUUCAAAUUUGGUUAAGAGAUGAAAAUAAAAAAUGAUGGAAUGCAAAUAAAAACAUUAGAACAUAUGUGAUGUGAAACAUAAUUUAGUGCUAUUAAAAUAAAAGGAAUGACUAUAAAUAAAUAGUGUUGAUCUCAAUAGAUUAUAAUACUGGUAAAAGACUUGAUAAGUGAAUGGUAGUAGUGUUAGUGCAACAUGAAAGGAAGGGGUAUGUGAUAAAAGUGCGAAAUGAUCAAGGAAAAACCCGAAAAAAGUUCGGAUACAACAAAAGAUGAAGCUGGCAGUUCAGAUAAGGAAACUGCUAGCACAGAAGUACGAGUUAAGAAAGAGGAUGAGACUACCGUUAAAAAAGAACCUUGUGCGGGACCUAUUACUAAAAACGGGGGUAUUGUUGGUUCAACGAAUACAGGUUCCUUACAGACAACACUGGAUCGAAAACCUGAAAUACAUUCAGAGGACUCAUUAAGUGUUCCCAGUACUGACAAUAGUUCACUGCCCCUUAAACAAGAAGAUUGUAUAGAUGGGGAGUUAGGAGGAGAUGCAUUUGGACUGGGGUUGCCUACUACUGGAGGUAGUUCACAUCCACAACCUCCAGAAGGAGUGCAACCCCUAGUUAGUAAUGUUAUAAGUAAGCAACCUAAUUCUAUGGAAGUAAACUAUAUGCAACAACAAAGCCAGAUCUUUGUAUUUUCUACCAUGUUGGCCAAUUCAGGUGCAGAUGAAGUACUGCAAGGUAGAUAUCCAUCAAUAAUUGCUUAUCAUUGUGCCCAACCUGGUACUAAGAAGUACUUGGAGAAAAACCCACUUAAGGUAACCCAGUUUAAUAGACAAAAUCCAGCACAGUGGCUUUCAAACAUUGCAAUGAUGAAAAAUAAAAGUUGUACAAGAAGCCCAGGACUUGGGCCAAAACCUCCCACUACUUUAGUAGAUAAUUUUCUGGGACCUGACCCAUUAGAUGAUAUGGUAGGUUUGGAUGAAACAAAUAUACCAUGGGAUACAAAAAAUAAUCACUUAGAAGGUUUAGAUGCUGCCGUUUCUAAUGGAUUACCUGAUGUGGUGCCUGAUAUGGAUGCUUGCAGUCCUUCCUUAGCAAAUGUUCAACCCUCACUGCAGGGUGUCAAAGUGCCUGACGAGAAUCUCACCCCCCAACAACGGCAACACCGAGAAGUACAAUUGGCAACAAUAAGGAAAAUGCAACAAAUGUUAUUUCCUGAAAGUCAAAGUAUAGAUGGAGUGCCUAGUGGAGGGAGUGCCGGAGGUGGAAAUGGUCCUGGGGCAGGAAACAAUGGACCUCCUGAUCCAACUAUUCCUUCAGGAGCUGCAGCACCCCCUGGUGGUGGGCAAUCAGAAUGGCAAAAGUUACAUCAAUUUUAUGAUGAUCCUAAAAGAAAACAAGGUCCUGGUCCUGUAGUUCCAGUGGGUCCAGUAAGUGGUGGUAGUACUGGUCCAAAUAUGCCAGUGGGAAGUGGGGGACCAACAGUAAUGCCUAGAGGUGUUCCUGGGCCAGGGCCGAGAUUACAAGGACCUCCUCCUCCAUAUCACCAAACACCUCGUUCAGCCAGUGUUCCCAUAGCAUUACAAAGUCCUAAUCCUACAUCUCCUAAUAAUCCUACUUCUAAUUUAUCUUUACCAUCACCUAGAGCUUCAUCAGCUCUAAAUUCGCCUGCAGAUCCAAAUAGACCUUUUGGAUUAAGUAGGCAUAUGAGUACUGGACAAAGCCCUACCUCACAAGAUUCUCCCUCUGCACCAAGACUUAAUCAUAGUAACCCUAGUACACCUUUAUCAUCACAUCACCUGUCUCCCAGUGUAACUAGUAGUAGUACUGAACCAAUUUCUACCCAUCAGUCUACAGUAGAUGGCAUGUUUGGUAGAACUUUGCAAUCCAUGGCACAACAAAAACAACAAAUUAGUACUUCAACCACCUCCUGUGCAACAACACCAACAUCAGGUGUUGGUAAAGAACCAAACCUCAUGCCUGUACCUUCCCCACAACAAAUACAGUAUCUUAACACAUUUGAAGGGCAAGAACUGAUAAUCCAGAAGCAGCCAAAUACAAGUUUAAAAGAAGGAAACAUCAUAUCACCUCCAGUCAUACCUACAACAAUGGACAGUGGUUUUCCAGUUACAACGCCAGAUCUUCCACAUUCAAGGGUCUCAGGUCCAAACACUCCUACCUCAAUUGAUGUAGGUCCCCGAUUUCCUCCCACCCCUUCGGAGGGAUGUCGCUUCCAGAUACCCAGUCCUCAUACACCCACUGCCGUAACAGCAGGUGAUAAGCAACCUCAACGACUUGCUGGAGCUCCAGGUUUAAGUCCACAAACUGUUCCUGGUCCAAAUUCGGAUCCAUUGAAAACUGAUUUAUUUCCAACUCCAAGUCCGCACAUGAUGGAUGUACCGAGGUUUCCAGGACCAAAUGCUUCUCCAGGUGCUAAAAUGGGAGGAGGUUUUGUCAAUUUAUCACCUCAAGCCAAACCGUUGGAUAUGCCUAAUUACGGAUGUGUUAGAGGAGACAAUGUUCCUUUAAAUCCUAACUGCACAAGUACGAUGUCUGGUAAUCCUAAAGUAUCGCAUUUUGAUCCGAUUUCUUCAUUGGCCCAAAUGAGUCAACAGUUAACCAACAGUGUAGCAAGUUCUCUGAAUGGUCAGGGAAAUCAAGGUCCUCCAAUGAUGAGUUUUGGUUCACCCUCAAUGCAUAUGAUGGACAUGGGCGGAUGCCAUGGAAUGAACGAUAUGGAUCAAGGUGCAGGAGGUAUGAUGGGCAUGCCAAUGCAAGGUCCUCCCCACGGAUUUCAUCCAAAUUCUCCGAUGGGACCCAUACGCUCUCUUUCGCCUAAACUUUCAGGUGCCUUUCCAAAUCAUAUGCCUAUGCCGAGGAUGAUGGGACGCCCCCCAGGGCCAAAUCCUUAUAAUGGAGCGAAUGUCCAAGUCAAGCCUAAUGCACCAAAUACUAUACAGUAUUUACCGGCAAAAUCUCAAGUAGGACAGGCUCCUGCUCCAAGAGGACCACCUAUUGUAGAUUUUCUGGCACGUCUUGCGACUCCUAUGAAUAUGAUGGAAUCUAAAAUGCAAUCACAAAAUAUGCAAUAUUUCUCUUCUUGUGGUCCCAAUAAUGGACCUAUGCAAGGUGGUCCGAUGCCUCCACAUAUGGGACAUAUGGAAGGACCUAUGUCUCAGGACGGAGGAAUGGGUCCAAUGAGUAUGAGUAGUCAUAUGGGCAACGGACCUGGACCUAUAGGUGGUCCAAUGGGUGGAAAUAUGGGAAUGCCAUCGGGUAUGAUACCCAUGAUGAGAGGUCCUAUGAGACCACCAAUGGGUAUGAGAAUGCCACAGAUGGUUUUCAAUGGACCACCUGGAGGUCCAGAUCCAAUGUUCAAUCCCGGCCCUAAUAUGGGUAAUCCAUCUGCGCAAAUGUUUGUUAGCGGACCCAAAGGCAGUCCAAUGGGUAUGGGCGCCCCAGAUGCCAGUCAACCUCUUCCUCCUUCAAUGGGACAAAAUAAUAGCUUUAAAAGUUCACCUUUUGUGUGUCCUACAACAGCUGAUCCCAACUAUGCACAACAGUUUCACAACUUCCAGCAACAAUUAUAUGCUACUGGUACUCGCAGUCAAAUGGGCGGACAGACAAUGGGUCCUGGUCCCGGACCGCCACAUAUGCAACAGCCUCCUUACUACAAUCCCAAAUAGCAAAUAUGGUGCUGAGGGUAUGAAUCAGAGAAUUUUGUUUUAUUUUUGAUAUUACUAAUGAGUAAUCCGGCAAUAAUAAAAUGUGAGAUUGAGUUGUAUAUUAAGUGUUACGCAUCGAAUUCAAGUGCAGUUAAAGGUCGUGUAAAAAGUUGCCUGCCUGAAGGCUCAGUUCGCCUAAAUACUUAAUGCUAUUCUGGAUUUGUAUAUUUGCCAUAAAUCAACUAGAAAGACUUAGUAAUAAUAAUUAAGUGUUGGACUUGCUUUAGUCCUUUUAAAGACGGAGGUUUCACUAUUGCUCAUUAAUUUGUUUCUAUCCUGUUAUUCGUUUAUUGUACAUUUUAUGAGUAUGAUAACAAUAAAAUUCUAUAUUAUA